AUGGCAUCUGGAUUCGGCGCGAAAGGCUCCGAAGGGAGGUGUUAUCCUCUCUGGCAAGGGUUUUCGAAGGUAUAUCGAGCUUUGAUCUUACUUUUCUCGAUGCGUGUACUCUCUCUCGUUCUCUCUCGUCCGCGCAUACGCUGCAAAAGCGAUCGAUGA
Bathycoccus prasinos is the source of this 159-nucleotide messenger RNA. RefSeq lists its product with no specific name. The transcript has a single exon. Bases 1 to 159 code for a protein of 52 amino acids. Lineage: Eukaryota; Viridiplantae; Chlorophyta; Mamiellophyceae; Mamiellales; Bathycoccaceae. The record is from RefSeq and is a predicted model, not a curated record.